Ostrea edulis (European flat oyster) is the source of this 3558-nucleotide messenger RNA. RefSeq names its product ribonuclease Oy-like. Gene Ontology annotation, cellular component: extracellular region. Gene Ontology annotation, molecular function: ribonuclease T2 activity; RNA binding. The record is from RefSeq and is a predicted model, not a curated record. The transcript has 10 exons. Lineage: Eukaryota; Metazoa; Mollusca; Bivalvia; Ostreida; Ostreidae. Gene Ontology annotation, biological process: RNA catabolic process. Bases 316 to 1044 code for a protein of 242 amino acids.
GCCAUAGUAAACACGCAGACAGGCGACGUGAUUUGCAUAUUACUUUGUUUAUCAUUUUUACAAAAUUCAAUGAGAGGUUAUUUUACUGACAUAUCACAAAAUGUAGGAACACCUUAAUCUGGAUUAUCUUUUAUAUCAUAAAGAUACGAACAUCGAAAAGAAGGGAAAAGGUGAAGUGUACCACGCAUGUAUCAUGCGACGUAUGAACAAAAGUUCAAGUGUUAAGUGGUGAUGACUUAGCUCAGCUGUAACAGAGAAAUUCAAGUUCCUGUUAUUAAAUUUACGCAAAAUCUGUUUGAUAUCACGUGUACAAAUAUGGAGUAUAUAUAUGGCAUCUUCAUCAUCGCAGCGUUUCCUGUAGUUUUCACAGAUGCUGUGGAGAGCUGGAGCUACUUUUCCUUUGCCCAGCAGUGGCCAAUUGCUGUGUGUGCACAGCACACACCUUGCAAGAUACCCCAAUCCGUGCAAGGCUGGGGAAUCCACGGAUUAUGGCCAUCUGCAGACUCUAAAAGUAGAGGACCAGAAAAUUGUAACUCUUCGUGGCCUUUUGACAUAAAUGAUGUCAAGCCAUUGGUAUCAGAUCUGAAGAGGGACUGGCCAAAUCUUUUUCCUGAUACAAAGGAGAAUAGUUUUUGGAAACAUGAGUGGUCUAAACAUGGAACUUGUGCUAUCUCCUUGCCUGCUACCUCUAAUCAGCUAAAAUACUUCAGUAUGGGACUUCAGUUGUAUAACAAGUACAACCUUACAAAAAUACUCCUGAACCAGGGAAUAAUAACAAGCAACACAGCAGGCUACAUGGUUAAUGCUACAGAGGCAGCUCUGAAAAGAGAACUUGGUGUGAAUACUGUGGUACAGUGUGUUUAUGACAAGGAGAAAACAAAGAAACAGUUGCUGUAUGAAAUAGAGAUUUGUGUGAACAAGAAAUUUCAGUUAAUAGACUGUUACAAUGAUAAAACUCCCCAGAGCACCUGUCCGAAACACGAGCCAGUCUUUUACCCGCCUCUUCAUGAUGAAGAACUCAAGGUUGAACUCUCUGUGAUCUGAUUGAUUUCGACCAUUGUGUUUAGUUUUAUAGCUCACAGUGUGUCUUCCCUUAUAUCAAACCCCAUUGUGAUCUUUUAAGAGGCUGUCCCCAAAAAAGUCAGGCAGGCAUUUGCAUAAAGAAUAUUGUGGAUCAACAAAGUUUUUAUUAAUUUAGAAUUAUGAAUGCACAUUAUGUAAAGAUAUUAAUUAAUUUUUGAACUAUGGAAAUAUGUUGGUUAUAAUAUCCCAUAAAAGUCACAAUGUAAACUAUUAUUUCAUAUGUAUCUUGUAGAACGAGUUUCGAUUGGUUAACAAACUGGGUGUAAAUUUCCGUACACCAUACUGAAGCUAGGGCUAAAUAACUUAACAUCACAAAGCAUUGUAUCUGUGCAUGCUAAGAAAAAAAUCAUGACUUUUGUUCCAUUGAACAUCUUUGUCACGAUUCCACACAUUAUGUUAUUUACAACUGGCUUAUUGAACAUGUAAAAUAUCUUGCAUGAAUUUCUUAUUUUAAUCACUAAAUAAUUACAUGCAAUAUCAUAUGGUUACAUAGGAAAUAAAUUUUUUAUUCAGGUCCUCUCGAGGUUAUGUGGGGAUUUAUCCUGGCUUUAUUUGAGACCUGUAGCCUCAGGAUGUAUGGAAUACAGGCCAGGGUUAAUCCCCGCACACCCUUGAGUGAAUCUGGAUAAAAAAUAUUAUAAAGGGUAGAUAAGUUGAUAACUCUUGUCACUGCACUACAUUUUUUUUUAAAAAAUAUAGCAAAAAUGUACUCUGUAUUACAUCCAAUAUAUUUAUGACAGGAAAAAAUAUUACCUUUGAUGAAAUACAUAGUAGUCAAUGUAACCCCCCCCCCCCCCCCCCCCCCCCCCAAAUGUUAGGUCCUGACAUGAAGUGCUAUUUAUACUAUACACAGUGUCAGAUUUCAAUGGACAUCAUCUUUUAAAAAUGAAUUUGCUCAUAUUAAAACUGGUACCUGUUGUAUCUUAAGAUAUUUCUUAACAUUCCCCAGUAGCAGUGUAUGUUCUAUUUUAACCUUUAGUCUAUUUGAUAUUAUAUGUGAUAUUAUGUAAAUGCAUUGCUAAUUGUAAAAUAAUUGUCUUAAAUGUUUCUAAAGUAAAACUUAGUGAGUUGGAAGAAAGAAUUGUAUUUAUGGUGUAGUUUUCACCACUGUAAAUAAAGAAGAUACUCUUUUAAUGUUGAAAGGUGUGUGGUAUUAGCCCACAGGUGCUUGUUUCAUAGACUUUGUAAGCUAUGCUAUUUAUAACACAUAGCUUACAAAGUCUAUGAAACAAGUACCUGUGUAUUGGCCCCCUGAAUUGACUUUAUUUUGAUGAAGAGUACACACGCAUGUAAAUGUGGGAUAUUUAUAGAACAAAUUCUUAUGAUUCCAAGGUAAAUAACAUUAUAAAUGUUUACAUUUCCAGAAUUUCUUUUUUUGAGUUUUGUUGAAAAAGUGCACAAUAUUCCAGUUUCCCUUUCUGCAAACAUAGGGUGCAUUAGAAGAUACAAUACAUUUUAUUACAACUUGUGCAUUAUCACAUAAAAAUUAAACAUGCAAGACUGAUUUCUUCAGUAUAUCAGACACCCAUGCAAGAUUUUUCAUGGUGAAGUAAAAUUAUUUGUAUUGUUUUCUUUAAAUUUCAAUUUGAUGUAGCUUAUCUUUGAGCACUCUUGUGCAAACUAUUUCCAGAUAUGAUCUUUCUAACUGUCUCAUUAGGGUUUUUGCAUUUAAGUUCAAAUGAGGAUUUUUAUUGUUUUGAAUUUUAUCAGCUUUCCCAAUUAACAUCAAAGUGAAUGAAAUGCGAGAAAAUAAUCCUUCAUUUACUCAUUUGAGAUAUUGAAACCCAACCUCAGGAAUUUUCUGUGUUUACACCUGUAGAAAUUUAUUUAAAAAAAAAUUCUGAUGUCUACAUAAACUAAAUGGUUUAUUUUAAAAUUACAUUUUUGUAUAAUUAUAGAAAGUUUCUGUUUCAUCAUAAUCUUUACAAUGUAUAUGCAAAACAAAUAUCAGGAAUUUACAUUCAUUGUUAUGUGCCUUCAGAUAUGUUUUUAAUGCAAUGUAGAGAUAAGAUCCAACAUAACAUACAGUGAAACACAGUUAUAGAGAACACACUUAUAAUGAAUUUAAUGCUUACAGUGAAGUGAUUUUCAUUCCCUGUAGUUUUAAAACAUAUUAUGAACUUAUUGGAUAUAACAAUUUACAUUUGUAAUAAAUCAAAAUUGUUCUAGCACUUUGCUGUGUUUUACUGUAUAUUGUAUAUUGAAUUUCAGAUUGACUCAUUUUUGUUCUGAAUGACAUAAUAAAAAGGUUUCAGUUGCAAAACUAUAGAUUUCAUAUUGUAUGCAUGUUCUUAAUUUGACUAAAUAGCUGUUCAGCAAUAUGUGAAAAUGUUAAAUUGCAAUCGCUAUACUCCUAAAGACAUGUAUCUAUUUAGAUUAGUGGUAAAUAAGAUAAAAGCAAAAACUAAUGUAAAUAUUAAUUACUUUGUAAAUUAAGGAAUCUGCAAUAUUUGGGACAUAAAUGAAAUUAGAAUA